GGAUAAUAAGUAAUAAUAAGACGUCAAAACUAUGAAGUAAAAUAAAACUAAAAAUAUUAUUGCUAAAAUUUUAAUUAAAUUUUAAAAUGUUAGCACGUUUUAUAUAAACACAUAUCUAGUGGAAAUAUGUGGAUGAAGUUACAGCAAAACGUCACAUCAUACAUGAGAUUUCAAUGAAAAAAAAUCAAAUGUAUUGAGGUCAUUGGUAUGUAUAUGAAUAUGUUAAUGAUAAAUUGUAUUCCUAACAUGAAAAAAAACCUUGUAAAUUAACCUGUGGUGUUACUCAUGUUAAGGUUUAAUAGUAAUUUUGUUUUUUUUUUUGUCCAUUGAUAACUUAUAUAACUAAUGGGUAAUAAAAUAUAAGUAUUGAACUGAGUAAUAUUUUAGCACUAUGUUUUACUGUCAGUGAACUUCAGUGUAAUUCAUAUGCAUGAAUUUCUGUACAAAUCUAAACUAAAGAACUAAAUAUAGUUAUUUUCAAUAUGAAUGAGGUAAAAUAUGUUAUACAAUUAACUGCACGUGGACAAAUUGUAGAAAAGUCAUAAAAUAUGUAAAAUAAAUAAAUAAUUAAUUAAUAAUUUUAAAACUUUAAUUUAAUUUAUUAGAUAAGUAAUUAUUAAACUACUAGGUAGGCAGUGAAAGAAACUAUAGAUUUUUUUUAAAUGUUGACUUAUUUUUAAAUUAUUUGAAUGUGUUUAGUUUUAUGAACAUGCUUUAAUUCUAAUAUUCAUAAUAAUUACUCAAACAAUUGAUAAUUUUAAUAAACAGUUUAAAAAAAAUAAUCAAAUAUAACCGAAAGUGAUAAAAUGGAAUAUUAUUUUAUAUUAGUAAAUCAUUCCUACUAAAAAAUGAUUUUAAGCAAAUUUGGAAUUUAAUAUAUUUUAAUUUUAAUUUUUUUUUUUCAGUAAACCUUAUUCGACAAACCACAUUGAUACAUUGAUCUCCAAAUUUUCAUUAAACAACAAAAAAAAAAUUAACAUUUUCUCCAGAUAUUAAUAUCAGGUUGUGUAAAUAUUCUUUGGCUUUGUAUUCAAUUUUUCAAUUGAAACAAGUACGAUUGAUGAAAAAUUCAUUCAUAGACACAAAAUAAAAAAAUAUUGCUUUCAAUAAAACCAUUAGUCAAGUAUUUAACUAUUUAUAUAUAGUCCGAGCCAUUGAUAUCAAUCCUGAUUUAAAUUCACUAAACAUUUGAUCUUCAAUAUUUUAACUAUCUACAUAAUAAUAUUUAGUUCCCAAUUUGUAGAUAUAUUUUGUAAAACAAUGUACAUCCAAUAACAUUUUACUUACGCUACUAUUUACUAUUAAUUCAUAUUUUUUUUUCAAUAAUAAUAUAAUAUGUUUUAAAUAAUAUUUGUGUUAUAUGUUUUAGUAUUUAUUUUUUAUUCAAUUUAUUAUGUGUUACAGGAAUUGGAAAAAAUCUGAAUCAUGAUGAAUUCUCUAAGUGGAGAUAAUUCACGUCGUCGAAUUGCAGCACUGUCAUUUUUAACUAAUAUUUCAUUAGAUGGCACCCAUAAAGAUACAAAAAAAUUACUUUUUAUUAAAAACAACAUGUAUCAUCUUCAAAAAUCGCAUGCAGAUGAGUUUCCAUCACUUCCUAACAUUGAAACAAAUGAUGAGAAUUCAUUCAGUGUAUGUGACACAUUGGAACACAUGGAUACUGAAUUUCAUGGCGCUGUGAGAUUGACAAAAACCCGGUCAUUAACAUCUACACCAAUUAAAUCAAAUUUAACUGAUAAACAAUGUAGUGAAAAGUAUUUUGAAAUGUGCUCUGAUAAAAGUUCUGGAAAUAACCUUCCAUUCCGUGAAAGGUGAUUAUUCUAUUUCUUAUGGUAAAUUAUUAUCCACUGAACUGAAUAUAUUUUAGCAGAAUAAUUAAUUAUUUUCAGAAUUAAUACAACUGGAAGUGAUGUUACUAUGGAAUCAAAGAAAAUGGCAGCUUACUACCAAAAACGCAUGUUCCCACAAUCAUUAUUGUCUGAUAAAAGUAACAUCAAUUUCAGCAGUUCUGAAAGUCUUGGUUUAGGUAAAAAUAAUAUAUAAGUAAAUAAUUAAAUUUUAAGUUAGUCUUAUUCAAUACUGCAUUUAAAUUUUAUUUUAUAUUAUGAAACGAAUGUAAUUAAUCAUUAUUUAUAAAUUUUAAAACUAUUUAAUUGUAUUAUUUAAUAAUUUUACUAACAAACUUCAUGGACUUGUAAACUAUAAUGCCAGUACAAAAUAUACAUAAUUAUUAUUCAUGUUAUUUAAAAUAAUUUUUAUUAACAUUUUCAAGUAUUUAUUAUUUUGUAUUAAGUUGUACACAUAAUUAUAUUUAACUGAAAAAUUUUAGUGAAAUAUUGUUUUUAAAAGUGUGGUUGUGCGGUAACAAUUUAGAUUUAAAAAUCAAUGAUCUAUAUAAGUAAAGAAAGUAUACAUAAAAUAUAUAAAAUAUAUAAAUAAAAAAUUUAUGUUUAAAUUUUUAUUUAUAUAUUUAUUUACUUUAUUUACGAGUAUAAACCAUUUUAAUAAUUUUGUUUUUACUUUAUUAUUUUAUUAUCCAUAUAAGUAGUAUUUGUUUUAUUUUAUUGUAAAAUUUAUUAAAAUCUUUUUUAUUAGGUUUUAACUACUAAUCUUUUUAAAAAAGUAUACAUAUCAUUUUUUAUUCUAAUCUAUGUGUGGGAAGUAUACAUAUUAUGUCUGUAUAGGUAUAUUUAAUUAACUAAAUAACAACAAGUUAGUUUAACACUACCCAAAAGUAGGUUGACUUAAUUGGUAUUCAAAUAUAUUUAACUGGAUGGAGAAACAUCUUGUUUAAAAUUAACUUUAUUUAUUUGUAAUGUAUUAUGAAUUAUAAAUAAAAUAUUUUAUUUUAAAUUACUUUAUUAUGUAUGUAUAUUUUAAAUUAAUUUAUUAUCUUCUUGGGUUCUUGUACUUUAUUUUUUAGUGUAUCAUAUUCUUCUUUAUAAAAUAAACAAUUGAAACUAUAUCAGAAAUAAUAUUAGCCAAUAUUUCAUCAUAAUUAUUAUAAAGCUAUUUGAUAUAAGUAUCGAUUUCCAAAAUUGCAUUUUGUUUCAUUUAAAUUUGACAAAUAAGUAAUUGGUAUGUAUAAAAAGUUACAGCGGUAUAUAAAAAUAGUACAUUGCUUCAAGAAAAUAGCUCAUCCAAUCACUCUGUGGAUAUUAGAGUUGUACGUCCGACAAUACAACAUCGAUUCAAAAAUGAACGUUUAGUGUUAGUGACUCCACAGAAAACUCCAUUUCUUGUUUAUUCACUUAUACCAUUCAAAAGAUCUAAUAGAUCAGUAAUGUUUGUACACAUUUAUACUUCUUAUUUAUAACUAUUUAAUAAUUUGUCUUAAUUAAUAUAAUUAUAGAGUGCGGUGUGAACCAAAAAAGGAACCCAAUCGCAGAAGACAAACAUCUGGAACUAGACCUUUAUCCGCUGUUAAUGAUAUAAUUGAUGCAUUUGAUCUCUUUGGAUUAGAAAAAGGCAAAGAUGGUCAGGUACAAUAGAAAUAUUUUAUUAAUUACAAUUUUAGCACAAAAUAUGUCUUAAAUAAUAUUAAGAUGCUAAAUUUCCAGUUUCAAUAUGUAUAUUUUAUUUUAUUUGUAGAACAAUUUUUUGAUUAGCCAAUUAAAGGGUAAUAAAAUUAAAUAUUAUAUUAUCAAUAUUGAUAAUAUAAUUUAUUUUUACACAUGAUAUCUAGUCCCUGGGCUAUCUGCUUAAAGUUUUAAUUUUAUAAAUAUGCAAGUUAUAUCCAACUGAUUAAGGAUAGCUAAUUAAACAGGGUUGGUACUUUGGAAUCCACAUUUUUUUUAGUUUCUCAGUUUGAUACUCCUGAAAAAUCAACAAGAAGAAAUUCAAACAAGCAAAUUAAAGCAAGUUCAUUCAGAAUUGUUUUACUUGAGCAAUGAUUGCUUUUAAAAUUAAAAUAAUAAUAAUAAUAAUAAUGGCUUGCACCAAUGUGGCCUAUAAAUGUGCAAGUAUGUCCGCUUUUAUUUUCAUCUUAAUCUUUCCAUGCAAUCUUAACACUUAAAAAAAUUAAUUUGUUUAUAAUUUGAUAAUUUAUAGUUAUUACUAAUACUUUUAUUAUGAUGUACUAUAUUGUUAGUAGAAUUAAAUUAAUUAAUAUAAUUUCAAUAAAAAUGUACUAUACAAAUAAUAUUCUGAAAAAUCCUAGUUGAGAAUAACUGAAUUUUAACUUUAAUGUUUAGAUUUUCGGUUUAAAAAUUUAAAAUUUAGACCUAUUUAAAAAAAGUGUAUGUAUUAAAAUUGAAAACAUAACAAUUUUCAUGCUAAUUCAUUAAUGAUAUAAAAUUUUAAAUAUUUUUAAACUGUUAAAAACAAAUACAAAUUUUUACAUUUUUACAACUUUGAAAGCUCCAAUUUUCUAUAGUGUUCAUUGAAUCAUCAACUAUUUGUGGUGAGCUUUUUGAAUCAUUCAAAUGUUACCGAAGUUCUAAUAAUUUAAUUCUACAGCUGUAUCUUUAUUCUAUAAUUAUUAAAAAAAAAAUAACAAUUAUAAUCUGUAAAAUAGUUAUUUCUCAUCUUAGAUCUUGUGUACAUUGUAUUUGUUUAUGAUCUGAGAAUUAUUAGUGUUGAAAGAAUAAUUUAAGGAAAUUAUUAAUUGGUGUAUACAAUUUUGAACUUUUGAAAUACAUUAAAUACCAAUCAUUUUAAAUAAACAUUAGUGGUUCAAUGGUUUUAGUGUUUUAAAACCAGUCUUCAAUGAAUUUUAAUUUUUGUUGUCUGUACAAUUAGAAGUUAAUAUGAAUCAUUCAAAUGGGUUUAACUACAUUAUAAACUGGUUAACAGUAGAGAGAUUUGAUAUUGAUAAUUUUUUAAAUGUUAAAUAUAGAUUAUUCUUAUCAGGCUAUAGAAAUAAUUCCAUUCCUUAUACUAAUGAAAACUUAAUAUCUGACCAACACAUUUAUAAUUGUAAUUUAUCAUGUGGUUCAUGUGACUUAAAGGAUAAAUAUAAUGACAGUGAUCAUAAUUAAUGAUAAUAUUAAACAAUUAAUAAUGUUAGAAAAUAAUUUCUCAAUAAAAUGGGGGAUUGUGGUUUUUGACCUUCAAAGAUAUUUGUAUUUUGUUACCUACGUUGCUACUGCAGAACAGUGUUUUUCCUAACAAAAGCUUAUAAAGUCUAAACUUUUUUAAACUAUCAAUGAAAAUAGAUUGGAUAAAUUUAUGUUAAUUAUUUUGAAGUUUUCAUGAGUGAUAAGAUUAAUAGAUACACUUUAACUUAAAAUAUUUUAUGUACUACUAAAUUGUUUUUGCUAAAUACAUUUUUAAAAUAUACCUUUAAUAAUUAUAUUGUAUAUAAUAUAUAUUAUAUUAUAUCUAUAAGCAUAAAAUAUAUUAUUAAAAAUUAAUGAGUAUCUGUUAAUCACAUUAUUGAUUGAAACUUUAUUAUACUUUGACUAUUGAAUAGAGAUGUACACAUUUUUAUUCCAAUACAACAGAACCAACAUUUUAAGAAAGGUUUGAUUAGAUUAACCUUUAUGUUCUUUACCAAUUAAGAUUAUGAAACCACUAAUGCAAAAAAAUGGAAUUUUUCUUUUUCAUAACAAGGCUGCUCUGUCCCACCACAGAACAUCAUAUUAGUGACUAAAUCUAACCAGAACCAAACUAUUGGGUAUUUGGGUAUUGAGUAUUUCAAAAUUUUAACAGUUACUCACAUCUCUAAUUUUGAUUGCAGAAAAAAAAGCUGUUAGUUUUAAUAAGGUGUGUGUUUGUUUUUCUGAAACUUUUUAGGUUCAAUUUGAAAAAUUUGAUCACAGAAUAAAUUACGCAUUAGCCCCUCUUUCGCCACCUAUCACUUCAUGAAUCAAUAUUUCCCUUGGUUUACAAUUAUGUAUUUAAUAUACUCUAAGUUAAAUCUUGAUAUCAAAUUAUUCUCUAUUUAAAUGCCAUAAUUCUAAAUAGUCCAAAUAUCACAUACCAAUCAUAUCAAGCUGCCAUAUUUACUCAGUUUUAAACAGACUUAUGUCUAUUGAUAUAAUUUCAUCUGUAGUCCAUUAUUCAUUCUGUGAAAAAGUUACUGGGAGGUAUCUGUAAAGAAUCAUUUCUGCAUGUAAGCAGAGCAUAAAUUGUUAGGGAUCCCUAUAAAAAUCCUGUUUGGCUCUAAUCCCAACAAGAUAAACAUUUCAUUAUCAGUUAUGAUUUUUAAAUAUUUCGGUUUGUAAAAACUGAAAAGUGUUUUGUUUUUUAAAAUACUGUUCAUAUGACUAUUAUUAAAAUACCAUUUAUACUAGAUCAAAUAUAACAUGUGUGGAAGAAAUAAUUUUUAUUUUAGGUAGGUAGGUUAGGUACAUAUUAAAUUUAAUAUCAAAUUAUUAUUUCUUGAUAAAAUAUUGUUUCAUAAUUAAAUACAUUAUUUCGUAUGAUACAUAAAAAAAAUUAAACAUUAAGAAUUCUCAUUAGAUGAAAAUAAAUAAAUUACAAAAUUUGAGAUACACAUGACAUUCAUUAAUUAUGUUUGCCCUCACAAUCUAUCUUUUAUAUAAAAAUCACAAUACUUUGUUUUCGUUGUCUAUUGUAAGUAACUUCAAAAAAAAAAAAAAAAAAAUUAAUAGCAAAUGUAUUCUAUUAAUUAAUGGAAAAAAUGCAAUACUCAGUAUUAUGAUUAUCUUGUUUAGAUGGCCAACAUAGUAAUAAAAUUAACUUUGCUUUAUUGAAUAAAAAAUGCAGUUUUUACAUUUUCAUAGCUUUGGGUUUUAUUGUCCAUUUUUUCUUAUUUUAGUCAAUACAUAGCCAGAUAAAUUAUCAAAUUAAUACUCACAAAAUGUUAUUAAAACAAAACAAACAUUUUAAUAUGAAAUUUUGAUGAAAAUCGUAAAUAUAUAUUACAGUCUUUUAGAUUCUGAAUGGAGCAAGGAAUUUAUUGGUUUUACAAAGGUGUUUAUUUUUUUUUUAAUCUGGACAACUUUUCUACCUGAAAUCUAGCUCAGAUUUACAAUAAUAGCAUUUCUUCUAAAAGGAAAUCUAACUGGGGUGGUACUAUAAGGAGGUAAUUUUAUGAUUUUCCCCAAUAAAUGUAAAACCGAGAAAAUAGCUACAAUGUUAAAUAAAUAUUAAGAAAAUAUAUAAUACCUAUAUAAUUAUUUUACCACAAUAUGGCAGACAUAUUAUUGACAAACCAACACUAUCAAGUGAAUUCUGCUAAGAGUGUGUUUGGUUAACAAUAGUUUAUUGUUAUUGACUAAUAUAUAUUAAAUUUUCCUUUUACUACCUUCCCAACAUUUCACCAACAACAGUGGCUGCACACAUGUGCAAGUAUGUCCAUAUUUUUAAUUUCUGUAAACCAUAUUUUCUAGAAAUAUUGUUUUAAUCAAAUAACAGAAACUUUUUUUUAUUGCAUUUUGGAUCUAGUUGAUUACAAAUUAAGUAGUUUUCAUAUUAAUUGGGAAUAAUGAAAAGGUGCUGAACAAAUUCACAGCAUACAAUUUCAUUAUUUUUAAUUUUUACUCAUGUUUUUACUGGAAAUAUCAUUUCAAUAUCAAAACAUCAAGAUACCUUAUUAUUUCAUUUUUAAUCAACUGGUGAGCAAGUAUUUCAUCUUUUAAUUUUAAUUAGAAAAACCAGAAAACAGUUGAAAGUGUGAAACAGGAAAAUGUACAAAUACAAUGUUUUUGUUAUUGUCAAUUUUGUUUUUUUGUUGUAAUUUAGUUAAAAAAAUUCACAACUAAUUUUGACAGAAAAUCUAUAUUUGUCUUUUUUAUUCUAGACAUGGUAAAAUUUUCAAAACAUUUGAAGAAUUUUUAAGUUAUUUAUAGGUAUUUUAAUUUUGUGAGUUUUUUUACAUAAUUUUUGUUUGAUAGGUACUCUGGAUAAAAUUGUUUUCCAAACAGAAAUGCAUGAAAAUUUAUUAGGAAGUUCAUUAUAAGUUGUAAAAAUUGAGUGCAAUUAAUUUUUUUUUCAUAUGAGUUUUAAUAUCAAAUUUUGACUGCAUUUCAAAACAUAUAUAACUAAACUUCUCUCAGAUAAUUUUUUAUUGUUAAUAAUGGUUACCAUUGCUCACAUAUAUAAAUUAAAUAAUUUUAUAUAUAACCGAAUAUUUGACCUUAACAACUUCUCAACCACAACAUACCUACAAUACCUGUCUACAAAAUAAAAACUACAGGACUAUAAUAUAUAGUUUAUUUCUUUCUUCAUAUCUAUUAAUUUAAUACAUCAUAUUACUAACCACCUUUAUUAUAUUGUUAUUUAAAUUAAAUAAGAAAAUGUUAUAUUAUUAUUUAUUUUAAUUAUUGUUUUUAGUAUUGAUUAAUGGUAAAAUUAUUUCCAGGAAAUUUCAUACUCUCAUUUAUUAAUUCCUUCACGAAUUGUUGAACCCAAGACACCAAUUGAAGAUAUGAUGCUAGAUACAGUAUUACAACCAAAACAACAUACUUUGAGCAGGUAAAUUAAUUCAUGGAAAUUUAAUAAACUCAUAGUUGUAAGUAAUGUAAUUUAUUAAAAAUUAAAUAAUGGUUCUUUUUUUGUUACACGCUUAUUUAUGUACUUUGAAUGAUUUUUUUUUUUUAAAGUAAACUCUUUUUCUUCUAUAAAGUUUACUCCCAUUAUUAUGUAUAGCACAUUUCCUGAAAGUAAAUAGAUGGUACUUUAGAUAGGUUAUUUUUUGAAAUUCUCAUUAAUAUUCGAAAUGGUGAGGAAAACCUGGUUCUUUAGAUUAAAAAAGAUUAAAGAUGAAGUUGUCAUUGUCAAUUGUUUUUGUUUAUUUUUUAUUACUAAGUUUCUAUUUUUUUUUUUAUCUUUUUUAAACAAUUGGUGUUGUUAUGGAAUGGCACAUUGUUGUAAUAAUUUAACCAUAAUGGGACAUAUAUAUAUUGUUGCCAAAGCAACACCAUCAACUAAACUCGGAAACAUUUUUUUGUUAAUAAUGGUUUAUUGUUGUGUACAAAUGUACAUUUACAUAUUAAAUUCCUGUCUGUAUCUUACCUCACUAACUUCCUACCUAUAACAGUGGCUGCAGCUAUGUGUGAAGUAUGUCACAUACUUUUUUUAUUUUUUGUAUGGCUUAAGUUCUUACGUCAGUUUCUAAGUUUAGUUUAAUCUGGAGACCAGAAUAAUAUUAUCUAUCAUUUUUCUUUUUCUGGUAAAAGUUGUGAUUUAUUUAGUUGUUUCUUAACAUAUUUCUUCUACUAUUACUAGACUAUCUAGAAAGCAAACACCUGGUUAUUUUAUUGUUGCACUAGGUCCAGUUAUCAUAGCUAGACCUAAAUAUUUCUAAAAAAUUGUAAAAAUUUAUAAAAUGUUUUUAAAUUUUUUAUUUAUUUAUUUUUUUUUUAUAAAAAAAUUAACAAUAUUUACUAAAUUAAAUUAUUAAUAAGUUUAAAACAUUUUAAGUGUAGUCACAAACUUGAUAAAAAAAAACUCACAUUUGUAGUAUGUAACAACUUCUUCUGUUUAUGAGAUUUAUAAGAUUGACUAUUAUCUUUCUAAAUUUAUUAUAGAUGUAUUUCAGCUGAUGUUCCUGAUAAUUUAAUGAUUGGUACUGGUACUUAUAAAAUGUUCACUCUGCAACCAUCAUCAUCACCUCCGAAAACCGAUUUAGUAAAAGGUAAUUUAUUAACAUUCGGCAAAUUUAUGUUGAAUUAAUAACACAUAUUUGUUCGUUUCAGUAUCUUCUACAGAACAAGAUGAAAAUGGUUCUUUUUCUCCCAGUAUUCUUGAUGAUCCAGAAUUUUUUGCUGGAAAACAUAGAACUCUUUUAACAUUUAUAUCAUACAUGGUAAACAUAUAAUGUAAUAUUAUAUUAUAAUCUUCUUUUUCUCUUAUCUCUUCAUCCCAACUACAAAGGUUGGCUACCAUUAUUUUAAACUUCCAGUUCGUCCUCUUUUUCUAUAACAUUAUAAUCAAGAAGUCACAUUAAUAAUUAUAAAUAAUUAUUUGACAUUUAUUGUUAUACAUCAUUUCAUUAUUGAAAGAAAGUCUUCACUAAGCCUAAAAUUAGUAUUUUAUAAAUUUAUUAUUGAGUAGUCUAAGGAAAAAGAAAUAUCUUAAAUAACUUUUAUGAAAGCGCCUGGUACUAAUGUAAUUUUACCCACAAAAAUAUACUACAGAAAUAGUGAUACUAUUCAGUAGAAUCAAUCCAAUUCAAUUUUUUUUUAAUUUAUAGAAAUAUUCUUCGCCUUGCAUUGAACUCUGUUUUUAAUAUUUUAUUCUAAACAUUUAUGAGUUUUUAAGAAAGAUAAAUAUUAAAUUUUUUUCCCCCCAUUUUUUUUAAAAUUGGAGUUCAAUGUGGCCUGUAGAAUGUUGUUUAUCAAAAUAUUGAAUUGACAAUAUACUAUUUCUGUGAUGUCAUUUUCUUCAGUAAAACCAGUUCCUUCCCCUUAAAUCAGUUAGUAGAUUAGUUAGAGAAUACUAUGUUUAAGGUAGUCAUUAAAAUAUUAAAAAUAAUAUAAAAUUUUUUUGAAAUUGGAGAAAAUUUGAAAACUGACACUGGUGUCCCUUAAGCUUUAAUAAUUAAUGGACUUAAAAGAAAAUUAAAUAAUAAUUUUAGGUUUUAUAAAAUAACAUUUUUUUAAAUUGUUUGCCUUUUUUAAUAUAUUUUUUUCAAUUGUCCAUGUAUGAUAGUUGUAUAGUAUACAUUUAAUUUAAAUUUGAAAAUGAUAAUGCUUGCAUAAAAAAUAGUUUUUUUAAAGAAAUGAGUGUGUAUGCUAUUUAUAUUAUAUUUGAUCUAUCUAUAUUUGCGUGUCUUAUAUAAAAUAAAACUUUUAUUAUAUGGAAAAUAUAGUUUCUCUACAAAAUUAUUUUAUUUUAUGUAUUCCAGACAUCCAUUAUUGAUUAUGUAAAACCAAGUGAUCUUAAAAAGGAAUUAAAUGAUAAAUUCCUAGAUAAAUUCCCACAUAUUCAACUAACAUUAAGUAAACUCAGAAGGUAAAUGAGAGAAUGAUUAUAAAUAAAACUAAUCACGAUUGUUUAUGUUUAUGCUGUAUAUUUUACUAAUAUAACUAUAAUAAUUAUUGUUUUUUCAGUAUUAAACGAGAAAUGCGGAAAAUUACCAAACCAGAUGCUACAUCAGACUUGCUAACUAUAGCCCAGGCUUAUGUAUUUUUUGAAAGAUUAUUAGUUAAAAGUUUGAUUAAUAAAGAAAAUCGUAAAUUAUGUGCAGGAGCAUGUAUAAUUUUGUCAGCAAAGUUAAAUGACAUGAAGGGUGAAUCUUUAACUAAUCUCAUUGAGGUAUUUUUCUCUCUAUUACUAUAAAAUUGUUGAAUAUUAAAUUUAAGAGCUUUAAAAUAUUUAAUUAUUUUAUCAUGUGUUAUUAAAUUCUUAUUAUGUGCUUCUUUUUCUUCUUCAUAUUCCUCUUCUAUCUUAGAAAUGACCAUUAUAGUGUUUAUCUUUUGUUGCUCUGAAUAAAUCUUUAGUGAUCCAUUAGAACCACCAUCUUAGAUUUUGCACCCAGGUUAUUCUAGGUCUUCCCCUGAUCUUCUUCCCACACAUUUUGUUUGUAUUACAAGAUGUAUGAAAUUCUCAUCCCUCAACUUAUAUAUAAAAUAUUACAGCUUCCUGGAUCUUAUACUAUUCAUUACCUUGGGUUUUUUGUCUAUUCUUAAAAUGUUUAUGUUUGUAGCUUUACAAACCUAAGAAAUAUCAAAAGUUCUAAAUACCACAUAUCGUAUCCAAGCUUCCAUUUCAUACAACCAGGGCUGUCAAUAUUUGUAUCCUUUAAUAUGUUAAUUAAUUUAUCAUUAUCCAAUACUUUGGUAAAAUCUAUAAAACACUCAAAAAUAUUUCUGUUGACACCUAAGCACUUUUGCAUAAGGAUAUUUAUACUGAAUAAUAAUUCUCUGGUUCUUAUUUCUUGUUUAAAACCAUUCCAUUCUCCAAUUUAUUACAUAUCCUUUGGUGUAUGAUCUUUAAAAAUAAUUUUGAAGUUCAUUAGAGCUAUUGUUUUAUAGUCUGAUUAUUCUUUUAUGUCAACCAUUCAUCUGGUAUCAUUCCUGAUGCAUAAUAUAUUGUAUUGAAUAAAUCAACUAACAUAUCUAACCUAUCAUCAAUAUGUUUUCGAACUGCUAAAACUGUUUAAAAGUUCGGAAGGUACUUCAUCAGGGCCUGCUAUUUUCCUUUAAUUGGCAUUCUUUAAUAUAUUUGUUACAUCUUUUUUCUUAUGUGCUAUUAUGGUAAAAAUACCGGUUUUUUUUUAUCAAUUUUAAUUAUGCCAAUUAAGACUUUUGACCACUUUAUUCCCCCAUUUUGUUGUAAUUCAUUUUUGUUAUGUCUAUUAACUUAUAUUAUUCUAUUAUUAUUAAUAAUUUUACAUGUUACUAUUUUUAAGAUGUAUUCAUUUGUUGUAUUUAAUUUGAUUCUAAAAGAAGUAUAUGAAAAUUAAACGACAUAUCUCUGUUUUAUUAAUUUUUAAUAAUUUAGUACUUUUAAAGGAAUUAUAAUAAAUAAUGAUGUUUUUUUUUUUAGAGAACAGAAAUAGUGUUUCGGUUGAACAGAAAAGAUUUGAUGGUUUCUGAGUUUGGAGUACUUGUAGCUUUAGAAUUUGGUCUUCACAUACCUAUUCAUGAAAUAAUGCCUCAUUAUCAACGAUUACUAUCAGAGUCAUGACAUAAGUAUUCAUUUCUAAAAACUUUAGAUUUCAGAGAAAUAGUUGAAUGUCUAAAACUAAAUAGAAUCAAUUAUUUGAAGUAAGCUUUGUAUUGCUUACAUAACUAUGGUAGGUUAAUUUUUACAGUAUUUUUUAUAUGAACAGUGAAGAACUCUUCUUAUAAAUUAUAAUUUUAGUACAUUUUACAUUUUUAGGUUUAGCUGAUUGAGUGAAUAAUAGUCAUGUGUAAUCAUGUGGCUCACAAUUUGUUAUCAGAUAUAUAUUUUUCAAUGUUGAUUAUUUUUAGAUAAAAGUAUUGUUAUUAUAUAGGUAAAGAAGAAAAAAUUAACAAGUAGUCUUUUAUAAAAAUAUAAAAAUGGUCCAAUACCCAUUAUCAUAAAUGUAUGUACUAUCGGUGCCAGAAACUGUCAUAGAUAUUAUCUAAUCAUUAUUUAAUUUAAAUAUAAAUAUAAUAUAAUAAUAAUUUUAAUUUCAUGAUAUACACCAAUAUUAACCAAUUAAUCACAUUGUUACCAACUGAUAAAACUGCACAGGCAUACAACUCAAUUUAAAAUAAAUUUAACUGAAGUUUUUUCCAAAAAAAAAUUUUAAAUUUACUAAGAAAUUUGACUUACUCAUUAUUACAUACAUUUUCUAUAUUACUUACAUUUUGUAAUUUUUAACUCUCUCAGUGACAAUUGCCUCUGUAAAAACGAUAAUUUUCUAAAUUAAAAUUGAUAAUUAUAGGUUGUAAAAUUCAAAUAAAUUGAAUAAAUAAUAUUUUAAUGAUAUUUAAAUAAAGAUGUUAAUAAAAUAAUUAUACAUAAAACUAGAAAAAUAUUAUUUUUAUUUUUUUUAGAAUGGAGCCUCUAAAUAAAAUGUUCGAUUAUCAAGUACCAAAUUAGUAAUUUCAAAUUUUGGAUUUGCUUUUUUCCUAUCCAUUUCCUUUAAAGAUAUGUUCAAUCCCCAUUUUAGAUUUUGAGCAUUGAUGGUUCGUACAAUCUCAUUGCCCAUGUGCAAUGAUUUAUUUUUGAUUAAUUGGGUAUGGACCAAUCGGUGCAUAUUUGCAGGAGUGGAGUGUCGAAAUUCUCACCAGGCAAAUAAUAUAUAUAUAUUCAAUUUUUACUAUAUCUUGAUAGGUACCAUAUAGAUAGUUGUGUACCUAAUUUAAAUGAGAGAGAAGUAUAAAAACACUUUUAGAAACUUUCAUCAAUCUUAACUACCAAAUUAAAUCAUAGUAACUGAUUUUUUUUCAUGCUUGUUGCCAAGGUAAUUCAUAAAUCAACAAAAAAAGUUCAAUAAUUUCAUUCCAAAGAACUGUGUUUUUAGGGAUUUAAUUUUGAGAUAAAAAUUGACAUUUAUCCUGUUUUAAAAUAAAAAGCAAACAUAAAUUGACUUUGGUUUUAUAUAUAUAAUUUUUUAAUGCUGAAUAGUUUAUAUUAAUUUUUUUAUAAAACAUGGUCAAAAUUAAACUUUAAACACUUCAGAUCACUUACUUGACAGACUACCUAGUAUUUGUCCUGUUGCUCAACAGGUCACUCCACCCCUGCAUAUUUGUAUUGUUGUUUUAGAUACAUUUGUGAUAUUUAUUAUAGUAAGGCUUUCAUAUACUCAUAUUAUAUGCAUAAUUAUAUUUAACUAAGUAUUUAAUCCUUAAGAUAUGUUAUAGUGUAUUUAAAAUAAAGCAAUAAAAUGUAUUAUUAUAUUAUAAAACUCAUAACAAAUAUUUUUAAAUAAUAUGUUUUUAUAGAUAGUUAUUUUAACACCAAUAUUUUAUUUUAUACUUAUUGGAAAGAAAGAAAAGAUUAAAAAUUGUAGAAAUUGAUUGUAACAUUAAUCUACUAUAUAAACUUAUGUGUGUAGAUAUAUAUUUGAUAUUUAUAUGAUAUGCAUAAGUAGAAUAAAAAAAAUUGAAACUCAUAAAUGGUCUUAACUUUUUAUAAUUGUAUGAUCAUUGGUCACAUUGACUAGCCCCCCCCCUACAAUCCUGAUAGUAUGUGCUGUGUGCA
This is a messenger RNA of Cinara cedri, 14526 nucleotides long. The record is from the annotation of a GenBank genome assembly. NCBI's taxonomy places the organism in Eukaryota, Metazoa, Arthropoda, Insecta, Hemiptera, Aphididae.